CGCGUUCUUUGACGCGCCUGAGCACCAUCGCCACACCUCAAAGCCCUGGCAUUACCGCUAUCAUUUGCUGUCCACUUAAUUUAUCGUUGGAAUUUUUGCCUCGCAAUUGAGGCUCAAGUCUUGCAACAUGAGCGAUUCUUCCAGUACGAGCGCGAAAUCUGAUCCUACACCGGAUUCUUCGCCUCCGCCAACCAACAUGGACGACGACAACGUGUCAAAGGCAAUGCAGAGCGAGGAGGCGCGUAUGAGGUCGCAGCGCGAAAGGCAAGACGCGAAACGCGACGCGCAAUUAGAGAAAGAGAGACAAGAGGACAUCAAGAGCGGCAAGGAGAUACUCGACAAAAAGUUUCAGCAACUAGAGUUCUUGAUGAACAAGAGCAAGCUCUACGCGACGGUCAUGCUGCAGCAAAUGCAACACCAGGAAGACGAAGAGAAAGCACAAGACGAAAAGACCGACGGUCAGGCUUCGAAACGCGAGAAGAACGCCGAAAAAGCAGCAGCAGAAUCGCAACGACGUGCAACACGGAAUUCUACAGCGAGCGGCGCAUCGGCACCAGAUACAAAGACAGGCGCCGCGACAAAAACAAAGGGCCGUGGAAAGCUAAAGAAGGAAAAUUCGAGCAUCGCAGACUACUUCGAGAAGGAAACCCUCAAAAAGAAAGUGGAAGAACAUGAGGUAGAAGAUGAUAAAGAGAAAGACAGCGUGAAGACAGGAGACAUUGGUGUGCAGAACCUGAAAUCUGCGCGGCAGCCGAAGCUUGUCACAGGUGGCACAAUGCGGUCUUAUCAACUGGAAGGUCUGGAGUGGAUGUUGUCGCUGUAUCAGAACGGCAUCAACGGCAUCCUGGCAGACGAGAUGGGUCUGGGCAAGACGAUCCAAACGAUCUCCAUGCUCGCGCAUCUGUGGGAGAACAAUUCAUUUGGCCCUUUCUUGAUUGCAGCUCCACUUAGCACAACAAGUAAUUGGGUCGCGGAAUUCGAGAAGUGGACACCUACCAUACCGGUUCUGUUGUACCAUGGUAACAAGAAGGAGCGUGAGAAGUUGCGCAAGACACGACUCAAGAAUCCAGGAACAAAAGACUUUCCCGUUGUCGUCACGAGCUACGAGAUCUGUAUGAACGACAGAAAGUUUUUGACCCAUUUCGGGUGGCAGUUCAUCAUCAUUGACGAGGGACAUCGCAUCAAGAACCUGGACUGUCGGCUCAUUCGCGAGUUGCAGCAAUUUCAGUCGGCCAAUCGUCUCCUGAUUACGGGCACUCCCCUACAGAACAACCUCGUUGAGCUGUGGUCCCUGCUCCAUUUUCUUCUACCGACAGUGUUUGACAAGCUGUCGACAUUUGAGAGCUGGUUCGACUUCUCUGGUUUGAAAGACAAGUCUAGUUUUCAGCAACUGCUCUCUGAAGAGAGACAGCAAUAUCUGGUGAAGUCACUCCACGCAGUGCUUAAACCCUUUUUGCUGAGACGUGUCAAAACUGAUGUAGAGUCUCUUAUGCCCAAGAAGCGCGAAUAUGUACUCUACGCACCCUUGACGCCGAUGCAGCGCGAGCUCUAUCAGGCCAUUCUGGAUGGCACAAGUCGGGCGUAUCUUGAGGACAAGGCGGUUGAGAGGCUCAGUGUUGGCCUUUCGAGCAGGGCCGGCACACCACUUAGCAUCCGCAGCAACACCAGUAAUCUCAAACGCAAAGCUAUCAGCAAAGCCAACACGCCCAACAAGAGUACAAAGUCGUCCCGCGCAGGUACACCUGCGUCAGUCGCCUCUACACGUGGUCGUGGCAGAGCUAAGAGAAACUACGAAGAGGUCAGCGACGACGAGUACUUUGCGAAAAUUGACCAGGAAGAGAGCACAUCCGAGAAAGAGGAAGAACUCGACUCGGAGGAUGAGGAUGAGCGCAUCAGAGCUGCUACCUUUGAAAUAGCAAAGCGUCAACUCUUACAGAAGAAGCUCGGCAACCCCAUCAUGCAGCUCCGCCUCUGCUGCAACUCGCCCUACAACUUCUUCAAUCCGUUUCUGAAAGCCGAAGUACAAGGCAGCGAAACUUUUGCAUCAGACACAGAGCCCGACGAAACCAUCGUGUCAACUUCAGGCAAGAUGCUGCUACUCGACUCCCUCCUUCCACCUUUAAUCAACGGCGGCCACAAAGUCCUGAUCUUCAGCCAGUUCACCACGACUCUUGACCUCAUCGGCCAAUACCUGACACUACGCUCGUGGUCGCACUCACGCAUUGACGGUUCCGUUGCACAAUCCGAACGCCAGGCGCAAAUCUUAGCCUUCAACAAAUCGAAAGCCAAAAGCGGGACAAAUAUCUUCAUCCUCUCGACUCGAGCAGGUGGUCAGGGCAUCAACCUCGCAGCUGCAGACACUGUCAUCUUGUUCGACUCGGACUGGAACCCCCAGCAGGAUCUCCAGGCCAUGGACCGUGCGCAUCGCAUUGGGCAGACACGAAACGUCAUUGUGUAUCGCUUUGCAACGCGGAACACGGUGGAGCAGAAACUCCUCGAGUCCGCGGAGGCGAAGCGGCGUCUUGAGAAGCUGGUCAUAAGAAAGGGUGGGGUGCGGCACAAUGCAGGAAAAGAAGGGGAUAAGGAGCAGGAGGUUGAGGAUCUACAGAAGCUGUUAAGGAGGAGCGAUGGCGAGAAGUUUGACAUUGCAGGAGAGGGCGAAGGCAAGUUAUUUAGCGAUAAGGAGCUGGAGAUUCUACUUGACCGCAGCGAUGAGGCGUACGAGAGGGCGGAGAAGGGAUUGGAUAUUGGUGGAGAUGGACAGGUGUUCCAGGCUGUGGGGAAAAGGGAGGAGGGUGCCCUUAUGGAAGGCUUGAGAGCUUGAUAUCUGCUGGAUUC
Boeremia exigua is the source of this 2838-nucleotide messenger RNA. RefSeq names its product SNF2 family N-terminal domain-containing protein. Gene Ontology annotation, molecular function: ATP binding; chromatin binding; ATP-dependent chromatin remodeler activity. The transcript has 2 exons. Lineage: Eukaryota; Fungi; Ascomycota; Dothideomycetes; Pleosporales; Didymellaceae. Gene Ontology annotation, biological process: DNA methylation-dependent constitutive heterochromatin formation; negative regulation of gene expression via chromosomal CpG island methylation; lymphocyte proliferation. Gene Ontology annotation, cellular component: nucleus; pericentric heterochromatin. The record is from RefSeq and is a predicted model, not a curated record. The coding region runs from base 128 to 2824 and encodes 898 amino acids.